This is a messenger RNA of Rhizophagus irregularis DAOM 181602=DAOM 197198, 640 nucleotides long. RefSeq lists its product as uncharacterized. Lineage: Eukaryota; Fungi; Glomeromycota; Glomeromycetes; Glomerales; Glomeraceae. Gene Ontology annotation, biological process: mitochondrial electron transport, NADH to ubiquinone. The record is from RefSeq and is a predicted model, not a curated record.
UUUUUUUUUUUUUUUUUUUUUACACAAACUGAUUUCAUCAUGAAUGUUUUAAAUCGUUCAUACAAUGUUGUAAAUAUUUUGAAACGAACAAUUUCUCAUAAGAAUGAUUUAUUAAAAUAUUCAUUUAAUUAUUAUUCUAAAUAUUAUACUACUAAAGGUCCUAAAACAGAAGAAAUUACUGAUACCCUUACUAUGAAUGCAACAACAGAAAAUACUUCUGUUGAUGUUCCAAAUUAUAGAAAUACUUGGUCGAGAAGUCAAAGAUCAAGAUUAGAUGCUAUUAAAGGACCUCGCUUUGAACAAACUGAUCUUGAAGCACAGCCGAGGCCAUUAGCAGCAAUUGAUUUAAUCGCUGAAGAACCAAUUCGUUAUGUAGAAGGAAGAGUUGCCGUUUGUCAUGGAGGUAAAGGUGCUUUAGGACAUCCACAAAUAUAUAUAAACCUGGACCAUCCAGGAGCUCAUGCUUGUGGUUAUUGUGGUAUAAGGUUUGAACAAAAACAUCAUUAAUAUUCUUUAAUAUUUAUAACCAUUAUUAUAUUAUUAUUAUUAGAAAAAAUUUAACUAUAAUACUUAGUUGAUUUAUUAGACUUUGUUGAUUUUUUUUGAAAAAUAAAAAUAAAAAUAAUCAUUUUUUAUUUUA